GUGCUUAUAUUUGCUGCAUCAUUAGCUGGAUACAUGUACUUUUACAAAAUGAAAGAUGGACUAGACUCCACUACUCAGUCAGCUCUCAAGUUUAUAUUCGGACCGUCUGAACUUGUACAAAGUGAAGAUGGUGAACCAGAAACAGCAGUUAGAUCUAGAUUCAGUUUAUCUCCAGACAUGCAGCAAUAUAUUGACAGAAUGAAGAGUUCUGUCAAACAUCGUUUAUGCAAACAUCAGUUUGGAUGUAUACAUUAUAUAUUAAAUGGUUUUUUGAGAAAUUUCUGGAUGGGCUACGGUAUCCAGACUGCUCUUACAUUCAUAGGAACUAUUCCAGCUAUGUUUAAAAAUCCUCGUUACAUUUACAGAUAUUUUUACAAAUCUUUGAUCUCAUCAGACAGUUUGGGUCUUGGUGUUUUUCUAGGACUAUUAUCAAGUCUUUUCAGGGCUGUAUGUUGUGUAUUAAGAUGGUUUAGAAAUAAAGAUGAUAAAAUACAUGGACUUAUUGCAGGUUUUAUAUCAGGCUUGUCAAUGGUUUAUUAUAAAAGUUCUUCCAUAGCUCUUUAUGUAGCAUUCAAAUUACUAGAGUUAGUAUACUUUAAAGGUGUGGAUGCUGGUACAGUGCCUUAUUUUAAACACGGUGACUCUAUUCUUUACACCAUAUCUACUGCAAUUAACUUGCAUCUGGCUGUGUUUGAACCUCAUAAUCUAAGACCAUCCUAUUGGAACUUUUUAGUUAAACUUACAAAUUUCAGAUUCAAAGAAAUGAACCGGAGAAUUAUUGACCAAUUUGUUUACCAAUCAUCAAAAUUGUAUCCAAAUUAUUGGCCCAAAUACGAUCCAAGGUAUCUGACGACCAUUCCGCUCAAUCCUGUGUAA
Molecule: messenger RNA, 876 nt
Organism: Saccoglossus kowalevskii
Lineage: Eukaryota; Metazoa; Hemichordata; Enteropneusta; Harrimaniidae
Product: transmembrane protein 135-like
Source: RefSeq, a predicted model, not a curated record